Fusarium pseudograminearum CS3096 is the source of this 6495-nucleotide messenger RNA. RefSeq lists its product as uncharacterized. Gene Ontology annotation, molecular function: protein binding. The record is from RefSeq and is a predicted model, not a curated record. Bases 1 to 6495 code for a protein of 2164 amino acids. NCBI's taxonomy places the organism in Eukaryota, Fungi, Ascomycota, Sordariomycetes, Hypocreales, Nectriaceae. The transcript is spliced from 8 exons.
AUGAGGGUGGUGCAAGUCACUGCACUGCUCUCAGUCGCAACACUCGUUCCGUCCACUGCUGGGAUUGCUUUGCCUCGAUUCGACUCUGGCCAACAGAGCCCGAGGCGCUUUCCUCGUAAUGACACUGCAAUCGCGACUGCCAGCACCACUCGCUUGUCGCCGUUGAUACAAGCUCCUCAGAUUACAACGUCGUCACAAGAAGAUGAUUUUGUUUCUCUUUCAAGCCAAACUUCUCCCGUCGAAAGCUUGGAGGUAGUCACAUUGGAGACAACCUCUAAUUCUGGGAGUGAAGCAGUUGGGCUACCUUUGACUACUACAGAACUGGGCAACGAUUCGACAACUUUGUCAUUAGCGCAGUAUCCUUCAGCUAGGACUGUGUUAUCACUGACGACUGAACAGCUGGAUCAUGACCUGGCCAAUUCAUCUACAAGUGCUGGAGUUACUCUGUCAACACAACGACCUCUCGAGUCCUUGUCCUUCUCACAAGAGGUUUCCGGGUUUACCACCCCAACUAAUGGCAUUGCUUUGGCUUCUUCCUCCGAUUGGAAUCGCGAUAAAGAUGUCAUCUCGGACGAGACACAAGAUACAAUCCAUGCCACAAUACAGAGGAGGCCACAUGAGGGCUUCGCCCGCCCCUUAAUCACGACAGCGCCCAACAACACCAACCCCAAAUCCCAAACCUGUGGUCCAGGUUCUAAAAUUCCGUGCGCAUGGAUACCCUCCCCCUCUGCCAGCUCAAGAGGAUGGAACGGCACACAUACUCCUGGACCUUGGACGUCAGGAACACUGACGGUGAUAACACCAACAUCAGCUCCUUGCACGACCUUGCAGUCUGAUGAACCAGUCACUGAGUAUUCAAUUGUAUAUACGUCAACAGUGACCUUCUUCGGGAAUAUCAGUGAAUAUACGGCUCCAUACCCAACAAUCACUACUCCCAAUUUUUGCCAGACAGAGCCUGUUGGUGCAACACUAUCCAGCAAUGUUGGUGGACCGCUACCCUCUUCUACCACACUGUCACCUAAAGAGCCUCCGAAAAAAUGCAUGUCAGGUGAAUUUUGCUCUACAGACAAAAUCCCUGAAUUUUCAAACCCUACAAUUUUUCCGGCUCCUGAUGUGCCAGGGCAAACUUUCACGUCCAUGCGACCAACAGUCACAUUUAUAACCACGGACAAGAAUCCGGCCGUUGUCUUUACUACAAAAUCGCCUCCGCGCUUCGACAUGCCGACAAAGGGAGGUGGGCUACCCAUGAGUAACAAGAAAGAGCCUGCGCCUACCAAAGAGCUGCGCCCAAAUCGAGUACAGUCCUCGAAGGAUCACGGUAAGGCCGCUUCUCAGCCACAGCCUACGUCAGGAGAUCAGUCACACGGCCAACCUCAACGUAAUCCGCAGCCUGGUUUUGAGCCUGGAUCUGGUUCUAGUCCUGAUGCUGGAUCUGAGUCCGAUCCUAAACCUGGUUCUGGAUCCAGUUCUGGAUCCAAUUCUGGUCCUAACAACAACUCCGACCCAGAGUAUAGUUCACGGUCCGAUUCUGAUUCCAACUCUGAUCUUGGUCCCAAUUCCGAGCCCAAACUUAUCCCCAUUGCUGUACAGACUAAGACAUUUGUGGUGACAGCGAGAGACCAAGAAGUUAUCGUUAAUGAUAAGACUUUCUCAGGUCUCAAGAUGGACCAGACUACAACAGUCACCGUCGACCAUGGGACAUUUACAAUCCGUCCAACAGAGGUGGCUGGUGAAGGGGCAACAAUAAAGAAACCACAGCCUGCUGGAACUGUGGUCUCUGUUGUCAGCCCUACCAGCGCAAUACUUGGACAGGUGCCUGUCGCGGUUUCAGGAACAGAGGCUUCAGUCGGUGGUACUACGGUCAGAAUUCCUCUCAUGGGCACAACUAUGAGAUUGGGAAUUCCCACAGAGGGCUCGAAUACCUUGGUUGAUGAACGGGACGUCUUUAUUGCGCCUGAUAGAAUUGUGGUAGAUGGUGAAACCCUCAAGUACCAUGGGGCAGGUGCUCCUCAGACAGACGUGAUCAUAGAAGGUGGCGAGAUGGUUACUGCGGUUGGGCAAUCUGUCUUCGUCUUCCGAUCGACGACACUGACUUAUGGGCCGAGCAUCCCCGGUAUUACUGAGACGAUCGACGACGAUAUUGUUACAAUAGGGCCUGCGGGUGUCGUUGUUGAUGGCACGACUCUUGGGGGUCCUGAGGCUGAAGCUGGAGAUACAAAGCGUCAAAUUGUUGGUGGAGCGACGAUUACCAAGGUCAAUCCUUCGUACAUAAUCGUUGACGAGACGACUUUCUCAGCUGGUCCAGGUGCUAAGAGCACCACAAAGGAGGCUGGAGGCGAGACUAUCACAAUUGGACCCCAGGGUAUUGUCAUCGGCACAUUAACAAUCAGAUACCCCUUUGGUGUUUCGACUGUUACCACUAUCGAAGCAAAAGCGACAGGUUCUGCGAUGUUGCCUGCAGCUACUGGGACCAAUAAUAAUAAUAAUGCCAAGGUGGAUAGCAAGGAUGAUGAUGACAGUGGUGCAGCUUUUCUGAGAUCUGGGUUAACGAUGGAAAUGACUGGAUUAUGCAUAGCGAACAAGCGAGAAUAUUCUAAGUUGAGGGUAGAGCAUAGGAAGCUAUCAGGCUUAUCCAAUCCCUUAACACGAUGCCCUAUUGUGAUUAUCUAUUGGUCCGUUAUCAUCAUCAACACCUUGACAAUAUCUCGCGCCGGCUCAUUAUCGGCAAAGUGGAAUUUCGGGAACUCAACACGGCGCGCGGCAAAAACGACAAACUCCAUCCUGGAAUCAUCACCACCUCGUCUCCGACUUCCUCCUCACCUUCGCAGCGAUACAGCCCAACAGCGCAUAACCGACCCUCCCAAUCUUCCAAACUUAUUCGCCCCGGCACCCCAGACUGUGCAGACACCUUGUGCACGGUCAAUAACCUUCUUCCCCGAGUUCCAACCCUUCAGCUAUAUGCAACAAGAGUCUCUCGAGCAUACAAAACCUUUGAUUCAACGAGACAACCCCUUUGAAACCCCAUCUUCCCAGCAUGGCCCCCUUCACCAUGUCCCGAGCGGCCUCCGCCGUGUCUAUUCCGGAGACUCAAGUGGCGCUGACACUGGCUCUGCACCAGCGCUCCAUCAAGACUCGAGCCAUGACGUCGAUGCCGACUUACUCGAUGAGGAGCUACGUCGACUGAGUCCAAGACAUCACUCGUCUGCUCAACCUUCUGCUCCAGGUCAGCGCAUCUCCGAAUAUGAGAAUGCAAUGACUCCGCCUACUCCAAAGAAAGCACUGGGUUUCAAGGUUAUCAAGCGUUUUGAUACACCCUCUGGCGGAGUCCUGCUCGAAGAUUUUCCGAAUGAGAUCCUGACGCAUAUCUUCUCGCAUCUGCAUUCCGAUUCUCAUGCUACUAUCGCUCUUGUUUCGAAACGCUUUUAUGCCCUUAUCACCAGCUCUCACGCCUGGCGCAUGGCCUUCCUGCGAUUCUUCCCUGGGCACGAAGCACUCGAUGCCAAGAAUCAUGUGGAUAUCUGGUCUGACAGUUCGCCUGAUUUGAUCCAGUCCGAGUCUCGAUACUUCACUCGUCUUACGCCGUUGGCAUCCUGGAGAAAAGAAUACCUUCUUCGCACGCGCUUGGUUAGAUGUCUGGCUCGUGGUAAACCAGGUGCCUCUGUUGCCUCAGGCGGUAUUGGCGCAUCUGUUCGCAGCGGGAAGAAAACCAGUGCUGUCCUGACUUACAACUCCAAGCUGCCAUGGGCUGUAACGAACGUCCAUGCUGUCUUUACAAACGGCAAAAAGCCGCCCAAAGCGAUCCAUGGUUCUGCCGAUCUUGGAGUAGCAUCAGUCAGUGAUCCUACCAACGGAAGGGUCGAGAAAUGGGGAUUUGUUGAUCCUUUCAAUGCAAUGCAGCUUGACGAGGUGUUUCCCAACCUUGUACCCUUCGGCUUAGGAGACGGCCCCGCGGCUACUCCCAACGUUCUCGAUGUUAGUCAGCCAUAUGGCGCACUUGCAGGUGAGGGUUUCCCAGGAGGUCGUCCAUACUACCGCCCUGUUGGCGAAAUCCGUGGGCGAUACCUCGGAGGGGUUUCUGGUGUCGUUGAUACAUAUCCCGAUAUCCCCAAGAUCCCGGAAAUGUCCGAGGCCAUCUGUAGUGUGUGGCUGGCCAAGUCAGCAAACGUGCCUACCAGCACACAGUCAAUGGUUGGCAUGCUGACUGGUUCUACUCUUGGUGUUGUCACCUCAUAUGCUAUCGGAGGCGACAAUGGUCCUCAGCGUUACGAGUCUGGAGAUGUCACUGCUCGCUGGGUUCUCAGUCCUGGUGUGCCAAUCAUCGCUUUCAAGGUUGACGACAACUACAGUCAGAAACGUAAGUCUACAGGGAGGAUAUGGGCCGUCACCCUCAACGCCUUGGGCGAGGUCUAUUAUCUGACCGAGAUACCGACUACACAAAACCAAGACAAGAGCGAGGACGCCACCAAGAAUGCUUGGUUCGCUGGGCGAUCAGUCUGCUGGCAUCUCCUGGACUCUACUCGACGUGUUGCACGGCCAGACGAAUUGGACAAGAAUGCCAUCAAGGGCGCAUACUCGCCGCGGUCACCUUCCAACUCUAUGAAUUUGAGUAAGAGCCAAAUGGCUGCUGAGGCACGAGAAAUUGAAAAAUUCCUCCGUCACAAGCCUGCGCACUUUCGAAGAGCCUGUGAAGGAUGGGACAUGCAACGUAAGCUGGAAGUCGAUUUUGCCAACGACGAUAGCCAUGGUGCGGGCGAGAACAUCUUUGUACUUGACUGUGGUCUUGCCGAAGAUCGCUCUGCACAUAUCGAGCGUUAUACUCGGUCUCUAGUACCCCAAGACGCCCAAUCGUCUUCUGUCAUAUUAGCACCCACCCCUCCUGCCCCUUCAAUGGCAAAACAAGCAUCACUCUUUGGUGCUACGCAUACAGAGGCAUUGGAGGUUCUAGAGGAGACGGCGUCAGGCUCUGCGUCUCCUUCUUCGCUUUCGUCGUCAGAUUUCGUGUCUCACUUUCAUGAAUGGAAGAGUUGCUCAAUGUCAUUGAAAGGCCAAAGCCAUGCUGUUAUUACCAGUGUCUCGAUAGACUGUUCCAAUACGGCAGUUUUGACUCUUGGCGAAGAUCCUCUGCACGAAACUGAGGACGAAAUUCCAGGCCGCCGUUCCCGUUUGUUUGCUGUCGGAACAGAUGAUGGCGCCGUACUUGUCUGGAAUGCUCGUGAGGAUAGCAAGGCCGCUGAGAUCAACCCUGUGCGACAAAUCCAGACCGAAUCUCCUGAAGUGUCCUGCGUGGCUCUCUCGGCCAUGUAUCUUGUCCAUGGUGGAAACGAUGGCCUUGUUCAAGCAUGGGAUCCCCUCGCGUCGACAUUGGAUCCUGUCCGUACACUCAAUGCGAGGUCUAACGGCAGAGUGCCCCGACAUAUGAUGACAAUGAACCCCACCCUCGAUGAAUCGACUUAUUCAGCAGUCGGCGCUAUCUAUCUCGACCCCGACCCCACUGUCCUUCGAGGUGUUGUUUCUUUCGGUGCGUUUUUGAGGUACUGGGCAUACAGCUCUGCCAAUCACGCCUCGGGACGCAAGCGUCGGCUCAGACACACUGACGUACAUGGGCGUUUGGCCAGUCGUCGCCAAGACGGCAAGGUUACUGGAUUCAUCGCUGCUGAGGAAGCUGAGAUCAAACGCGACAAUGAAAUAAAGGCUAGAGAGCAAAACCGUCUGCGCAACCGCUUUGGUGUCGGUACGCUUGGGGACUUGACUGAGGAGGAGGCUUUGCGGUACGUACAGAUGGUUUCUGAGGAGGCGUUUCUCUUCGAGGAGCUUCGCCGAACUAGCGACUCAGCCGCUGAUGCAAGUCUGGACACCGCCUCGACAUUCAGCGAGACCACUGUUGACACUGUUACUCCUGAGCCUAGCGUCACUGACAUGAUAACCCCGCCCUCUGCAUCGACUGAUAAUAUUGGCCGAGCGCCCGUCGAGGACGACUACGAACAGCAAAUUCAACAGGCCAUCCGACUGUCUUUGAUGGAAGGCGUCAACGAGAACGGCUCAUCGCCUCAGGCGGUAGAUUCGGGUGACUAUGAGUUUUCUCUGACAUACAAGCCCAAGUCCAACAAAAAGGCCAAGGCCUCGAGAAGUGUAUCACCAGGUGCUUCCAAGGCGGACUCUUCAGGCCAUGCUGAGCCCAUGGACUAUGAUCUGGAGCUUGCCCUGAAGCUCAGCAUGGAGGAUCAGGGCUUGUAUCCAACUGAGGCAGAUUUAGGCUUUCAGUAUGAGGAGUUCCCGACUCUUGAGACUGAGGGCAUAGGCAAAGGCAAAGAUUCAGUCCUAGGUUUAAGGUCUGAUGCACCAAGUACCAUUGGCACUUGCAAAGGUGUCACCAAGGUGCCUAGCACAGAUUCAUGUUCACUCGUCAACUAUGGCUCAUUACUCAUACGUUCACCGCGUCAGGGGUACAAACUCUUUGCACAGUCCAACUUCAUGUGUCUCGAAAUAGGGUCUUGA